Penicillium digitatum Pd1 is the source of this 17685-nucleotide messenger RNA. RefSeq names its product involucrin repeat protein (gene lah). NCBI's taxonomy places the organism in Eukaryota, Fungi, Ascomycota, Eurotiomycetes, Eurotiales, Aspergillaceae. The record is from RefSeq and is a predicted model, not a curated record.
AUGUUCAAAGCCCUGAUGGGCGGGGGCCCAUCGUCGUCCUCUUCCGACGUUCAUAGCAGCCCCAAGAGCAGCCAGCACAAGUCAGAAACGUCCGACAAGUCCGACACAAGAGCGAUCUCAAGUUUCAAGUCCUCACGGGGUGACAACCGUGACCGCGGCCCGGGUGAUCUGUCGCCUUACUCGCCAUCGGCUUCCCGCAGUAAGCGUGGCCCACCCAGCAUUGUCAGCGAAUCUAUCACAUCAACCCAUGUGACCGCCGAGCCAGAAGCUACUGAUGAUUCUGAUCGCUACUAUAUUGAACGCAUACCAGAACACAAAGACAGUGAAUGGGAAAGCAAGAGUUCUUGCUGGCGCGACCAGGACCGAUCCGAAAGUUCAGAGCGCGAAAAAAGGAGCCGUCGAGCAACACUAGAUACCCUGGACGAUGAGUUAGACCGGGAACGCGACCGUGUUGACCGUCGCUGGACACAGCCGGAGGAUCCGUAUGCGUCCCCAGUAUUCACAAAUAUGCCGUCCAGCGUCCCCGGUGCGCAGUUUGCCGCCGAAAUCGGUGUUCCGGAAUCCUCGCAAUUCCCCGUGCAAUGCAACACUCAGAUACCAUCCGCAGACCAUUCGCCAGCACAAGAAGUUCCAUAUAACCCGCACGUGCAGCAGCAAUUUCCCGGCCAGUUCCCAGAGCAAGUUGCUGCACCGUAUCGGCCGCCUAAUCCUGCCGGCGCCGCGGCAGACUACUAUGGUGACCAAGGCCAGUCUGUUGAGCACCAGCCCGGUAUUCGACCGGCUCCUCCUAGUGUGCUUCCCAACACUCAAGCACACUUGAUGGCUGCAUCUCCAUCGGCUAAUCCACCGCCAGAGCCCAGUAGCCUGGGCGAGACUGGUGCGGCGGCGGCAUAUUACGACGAUAAUUUCAAUCCUCCGGUACAGCAAGGACAGCCGCCGGUAGUCUCUCCAUCUAGACCUCCAAAACCGUCGAGGCCUUCGAUGCCUUAUCCAUCGGGUGUUUUUCCUGCUGCUGCCGUUGGAGGUGCUGCUUAUGGCACUGGUGGCAUGAUGUAUCAAUCUGAGUCGCAUUGCCCUCAACAGCACACUACUUCGUACACGCAGCAGGGACAGCCAGUGUUACAGGGCCAGGCAACGACACAGGAUCAGCCAAUGGAAUAUGAUCAGGCAAUGGGAAGUAGUAGCCAAAUGUCUCCCUCUAAGCCGUCCUAUUUUCAUGGUUUCAGUGACAGUGUCGGGAUUGCCGCUGCAGGUGCUGCAACAGGGUAUAUUGUGAGUCAUCAGAAUCACUCCUCCAGCCCCGAUUACGCACCUCAAUGUGCUUUCCAGCACCACGAGCAAUCUUCUGAGUCCGAUGGUGUGUUGCCGAAUUCCCCUGGGCAAGAUGAUGCAUUGAAUAUUACAGGCACGGGAGAAUAUGUUGCUAGUGCUGUCUACAGUCCGGGGUUCUAUCCCCAUGGACCCAGCGCGCUAGCUUUGAAAGAGCGUCAACGUGGCCCUAUAGGAAGAUUCGUUGAUUUCUGGCGUGACCCCGAGGCCGUCGGAAGAUUCGAGGACUACACGGAAACCAUCGGUGUGUGCAAGUACUGUUUCCAACCUGGCACGAGCUCAGCCAAUGCCCCUCGCAAGCACCAUUAUCACAGACGCCGUAGAAGCUCUCCCGAUCGGCGGAGUAGUGGUGGCUCCAGAGUAAGCAAAAAUAGCCGAUACAACUCCUCCGAUGAGGAGAGCCGCCGACGGUUGAAGUCUAAGAAGUCUUCCUCAUGGCUACCUGGCAUGCUAGCCGGUUAUGCGACCAAGUCGCUCUUCUCGAGCAAGGAGUUUGACGAUUCCUACAGCCUUCGCUCCGGCCGAGUGGAUUCUUCCCAUGGCGAAGAAGACCGAAGGAGUCACACCUGUCCUGGUGUGACCCGUCGCUCUGGCCGCAGUCCUCAAAGAGACCAUUAUGCGCACUCCAAACAUGCAUCUCAAUCUGGAUAUUCUCGGCACACACACUCCCAAUCGCGGUCUUCCUCUCGAUCUGGCAGGCAUUCGUAUCUGAAGGAGGCCGCUCUCGGUGCCGCAGUGGGCGGGGCUGCGAUAGCUGUUGCAAAGUCGCCUAGCCGCUCGCGUAGUCGUUCUCCUGAAAGACAACAGCGCCGAAAGGAUUCGUCCUCAUCAUCGUCCUUUGUCAAUGUUCCCAGGCCCGCCAUGAUGUCCAUCGCUGGUGGUAUCGGCUCUUUCUUCACUGCAUCUUCCGAGAACAAGAAGAAACGUAACACCAAGAAGCGGAGCGGGUUCUUUUCUUUCAAGAGUGGGUCAUCCUCCUCCUCAUUGGACAACGAUCUGGCUUUCGGGGAUGGAUUCUCGAAGAAGUCCUCCAAGCGCAAGAAGAAGGGCAAAACAGUUAAAGAUGUCGAUGCCGCUUUGAUAGAGCUUAGUGACACGGCAACCCGUUUGGCUGGCUCCUCACACUACAGUCCUGGGCGUAGCGCAGGCCAGAUGUAUAAAUCUCGAUCUCGACAGUCUAAAUACGCCCACUCUGCCACACAGGACGAAGAAUGGGUCGAUGACGAGUCGGAAGACCCGGAUUCUUCAAGUGUUAGCUCUGCGCUCGCCUUCGGAGGAAGCAGCGCUGACUCUUCCUCAGACUCCGACAGCAGCACGUGGGGCUGGAGAUGGGGAAGCAAAAUGGACAAACGGUCGAGUGCUACAAAUGCCGCUCUGGUAGCUGGCGCUGGCGCGAUCGAAACCGGUGCAAUUUUCUCCGCUCGUCACCGUGAUAGCGAUCCCCCAAGUAGACAUGGGAGCCUGCAACUUGUUUACCCAAUAUCUACUUCCGACCCCUCUCGCUUUGAUGUUGCGAACAUGCCCCCAUCUGUGUCUGCCGAGGAACUAACUCUCAUCCGCCCGGGACCCAUCCCUCUCCAGCAGCCUCAGCCUUUCACCCCAAUAUCUCAAUCGGUAUACACUACCCAGGGAGCUGUUCCGGGAUCGAUCCCCGUGCACAGCGCCCCAGCAGUCCCACCUUUUCUUGCCAGUGGGGGUGAACACUACACCUGGCAGUUACAAGCCCCUCGUGAUGUAGCAUGGGCACCGGAAGAGUCAGCAUAUGCCGACCGCUGGAAACCUCAUCGAUGCAGUGAUUCCCCUCCUGUUUUCCCCAUCCGGGAAUCUUCUUCUGGCCCCAAGCCCCGGUCCACCGCUAAGGAUCAAGCCUUCGUGCAAUUUAACUUGACGGAAGAGCAAGCAGAGAGGGAACGCGGGCUCAUUCGUCGUGACAGGGGAUAUCAGGAUGAAGUUUCUGAUCAGCCGGUUCAACUGAUUGACCGAGAGGAAGAGCUGGCCCGCCAGGAAACUGAGCGUCGAGAGCACCGCCAAAAGGAGCAAUAUGACGAGGAGCGCGGGCAUUCUGGCGAAAGAGAGGGUGGUACCUCAUCCUGGGUUGGUGCAACAGCUGCCAGAGCUGUUCGCGCUGCUAUUGUCAGAACUGCAGACUAUGACGAAGCAUCCGAAGCCAGUCAGCGAUACAAUGAUUGCCGAGAGACAUGCCGCACCGAGCGGAAACGCGACAAUAUUUCAGUGGUGGAUACUUCGGUCGUGUCGCGGUUUGAGCCCACUCAAACUUUUGAUGCAGAAGUCACAAAAGUGGAACACCGCGAAGACCAGAAGAAAGAAUCUCCUCGAUCUCCCCGUCCAGCACAAGUUUACGACGACUACGCGGACUUUUAUGCCCCUGAGGAGUUACGACACCGUCCAGAGGAUCACGCCCUCGGCCGUGAGUCUACUACUACACCAACCAUUGUGGAGGUAGAGCCCGCUAGCGAACGACGUACAAAUGAGGAACCUGCACCUACGGGGGUUGACUACUCAUACGAACCCUAUCAACACGUGGAUCGCCUCCCAUGGCCAGUCCCUAGGCUCAAAUUUAUUGAGCCAAGUCCUCCCCAGAGCGUGAAUGAUGGUCCCGUUCGCUAUGCUGCCUCGCCAAUGCCCCCCCUAAAUAAACCUAAUAGUACCAAGCCCUACGCACGAUCAAUCGCCUCCCGGGUCUCCUGGGGCAAACAUGAGACUCACGAAUACGAGAUCCUUUCUUCUUCUGAACAGGAUCCUCGUGCACAUGACAUUUCCCCUACUGAGAUACCAGCUAAGAAUGUUCCUCUCCCGGAAUCCGAGAUACCCCAAUCAAAGGAUAUCCUCAGCACACCGCAGUACGGCGCCGAUAUUGAAUUCGCCGCCACGAUUGCUGCCGCGACUGCUGCUGCUGGGUUUGACCCCGCCCUGGUCACAGACGACCCAUCCUACCAUACACGCAGUUCUCUUCCUGGAUCGGAGAAUGAACACGUCUUUACCUCACCUUGGUCUGUAUCGGCUCGGAGGCAGCCCCAGGGCUUCACCGAGGGCGAGCUCAAAGAAAAUGACCCCAAGUUUACCAAGGAUAUCACAUCCGCUCCAAAAAGCGUGUUCCAGGAUAAGGAUAUUCUUCUCUCCGAACAGCCAGAAUCCUUGUUAAGUGAUCGAGAUUUAUCCUCGGAAUACCAUGACAGGGCCUCCAUUUCCCGUGAGGUUAUUGAGCAGCCGAGUGGCAAAUCUGGCAAGCGCGAUCGUAUCCCAUCGUCAGAAAAUGAAGCAGAUGUCUUCUCGAUGCCUGGUGGCUUUGAUACAGCCGGCUCUAAAGACUUGGCUAACGCAAGAUCUGUGGCCUCAGCGUCAGCGCCUGUUGCCAUGGACCCAGAGUCCCCAGCCAAGUCCAAGUCUAAGAAGUCAGGGCAGAGUGGUGAUGUCUUUGAUCCCCCCGAGUGUCAAGAGCAAGAACUCGCCGAAUCUCCUGUUUUAAAGGAUGGGACAACGAAGUCCCACAACUCCCGGCGCAACGGCGAAGAGUUUGAAAGUAGCGAGUCACUGGAGGUUUCUGCAUCUCGGGGUGACUCUUACGCUGUUGUCUCUGCUUGGUUGGAUAAACGCUCAUCCCGCGAGGACAUAUCCAAAGCUGGCGUGGAUGAUGAACGCCAUCGCCACGAGAAGCGUUCUUCCCAGCACCGCAGCUCCAGCAAUGGGGAUGACAUCGAUCGAUUUAUGUCGGACAAGCAGAAGAAUACUCAAGAUGACACAAAUCUGGAGGAGUGCAGAUCCAGUAGACAGCAGAAGGAGGAGCGGCGUCGUCAUCGUUACGAGGAAAUCGUUGAUUCAGGAAGGAACCGAGAAUCUGAUAAGGACGGAUAUAGCGACGUCUUCGACGAGCAAUCUUUUUCUAGGAAGCAACUUGAAAUUCUAGCCUCUGAGCGCGAAAAACAUGGUGCUUCGUGGCUACCAACAGCAGAGUCUAGCGCAGCUGUUGUCGCUACAACAUCAGGUCUCAAUGAGAUCCUGCAGCAGAGGGCCCGGAGCCACUCCACCUCCCCACCAGCCACAGAGAAGAUAAUCGACCUGACCCCUAAGUCUCUAAGCCGCCCCGCUUCACCUAAAACAAGCCACCCCCAGGAGUCCCGAUCGCCCAAGCAACGCCGACACUCUGUGGCCAAGUCCACCACCGAAUCGCCAACAGCCGUGCCUCUCCACUUCCGCCGGCCUCCAACUUCCCCGAGCCUCUCCCGCGCAGUCCCCGUUGAACAAUUCACCCCCGUCGCCUCCCCUAGCUCCCCAAGCCAGCAUCGCAAUCGCCGUCCCGGGUCAUUCGAGUUCCGAAAUUCGCGCGAGAUUCGCCCUUUAUGGCUCGUCGAGCGCCACAGCCUGAUCAAGGGCGAGCCUGAUACCGAAGAGCCAUUACCAUCGCUCCCAUCAAGCAAGACCUCCUCCCGCACCCCGUCAAUGGAGCUCCUUCAUGAUCACGACGGCCCCGAAAGCUGGAAGCAUGUAGAGCUGAGCCACUCAAUCAUGAAAAAUCAGCGGCCCACUGGUUUGAUGAUCACAACUGACCAAGCGAACGAAAGCCAUGAUAGAGAGCUUGAUCUUCUCGGCUCGCAGCAGGCCACACCUACUGCUGAAAACUUCCAAGAUUCAGAGAACAGGAAGGAAAAGCCCAAAUACGAAUUCCACUCUCCCUCGGAGCUCCUGCAGGACCCCGCUGUUCUUGACGAGUUGCCUUCCUUACCUAUGCUGGACGCUCUGCCUUCUGCGGAAGGCUCCAUGGUUGGCGUUGGCUCUAGGGAGCAAGAAACGCAGCGUGCGCUUGAUGCUCUAGAAGGUGUGUCCCGUCCUCAGCCUGAGCCCGAAACCCAGACCCAAGAGAAGGAUUCGAUCUUGGACUUUGCCAAGGGUGCUGGUUUUGCUGGUAUUGUCGAUGCAGCUGCCAUUGCCUCUGCCGGGGAACAUGAUCAGUCUCGCUUCUUGCCCGUAGGCGAACCCGAGAAGGGUCAUGGCUUCAGUGACAUCGUCAAUGCGGCGAUUGCCGCUGAACGCUCUUCUCACGACCAUGCCAAGGCGCCUGUCGCUGAGAAGGCUCUCGGUGAGCUCGUUACUGCCAUCGAAAAGCAUUGCCCCGCUGUGCCCGAGCCUAUACACCCAGACAUGGAGACGGCCAAUGAAUAUGACCCUGAGUCUUCUGAACAUCAACCUCAGCCUGAGACAAAAGUCACUACUAAGGAGGGUGCAGCUACCCUGUCUUGUCAGAAAAAAAUCAAGACUGAAUGCAAGGAAGAUGCCGAUCUUGUAGCCCCCGGGCAACCUCUUGGGCAGGAAGCGUCGUCUAAGGAGUUGGUACAGGAAUCUGCAGUGGAUGCGCUUGUCAUUGAAGCGGGUUCUGCUGAGCCUGGGGUCGACGAGCCUGUGCUCGAAGCUGCUCUGGUCAAAUCCACUCCUAUCAAGAACGCUCCUGUUGAGCCUGGGGAUGCUGUUCCUGAGCGAUCUGAGGCCGAACCUAUCAAGGCCUCUCUUGAGCUUCGCAAUGAGCCUUUGGUGCCAGCAACUGAAAAAACAGAAGUUGUUACCACCCCUGAACUUGAGCCUGCUGAGGUGGCGCCUGUCGAAAUCCAACAGGCUGAGAACACUGCAUCAUCGCUUGAAAAGGCCAAACGCGACAAGACGAAGCAGAAGACUAAAUCUAAGGACGUAUCUCCUUUCGAAGAGCCUUCAGAUGAUACGGUUGUUGCUCAUCCUCAGGAUGAUACUUCUGCCUCCAAGGAUAUUGAGGGCCAGCAAGAAGACGACGCACAUGCGGCUGCCAAGGAGAUUGCGGCUGCGCCGUUAUCCGAGGAUAUUGAUAUUUCGACUGGAUUCCCUGAGAACACCUCUGAGCAGACUGCGAUAUCCACUGCUGCCACUGAUGGAGUGCAAGAUCGAAACCAGCAGGACUCCAAAGAGCUGACCGAGCCUAUGAAACAGGUACAUAGUGAAGAGUCUGUACCACCUGUUUCCGAAGAUCCUAGUUUGCCCACCGAUGGACAGAAAACCCCGGAGCCAAUUUUCACUGAUGCCAUUGAGAACCCAAUUACUGGUGCUAUUCAACCAGACGCAGAGGAGGUAUCCCGCAGCCCGGAAGAGUCUGAGAAGCCAACUGAAGAUUUUACUCCAGAGGCCCCUCUUGAUGUCACCGCGCAUGAAGUUACUGAACCAUCCAAAGAAGCCACCGAAGGUGUGGAUAACUUCGAAGAGGCUGUUGAAGAACAGAUUCUACAGCCUGCUGAAGAAGCGGAGCCUGCACCGGAGCCUCCCAUCCAAGUGACUGCAGAUGCCCCUGCAGAGGCUUCAGGCACCAAGGCAGAGAAGCAGAAAAACAAGAAAAACAAGAUAGAAGAGAUUAGUAUUUCCCACGAUACACCUGCUCCCGAGACUGCAAUUCAGCCAGAACCCCAAUAUCUCGAAACUGAGCAAUCAGUUGUUGUCGAACCUGUGGACACCCAAUGCACUCCGAUUGGCGGUGAAGCCUUUCCAUCUGAUCCUGAACAUCUUGAACAGCCUACCAAGGAUAUUGAACAACCUCUCGAAAGUAAAUUUAAGCAGCCUGCAAAAACUCAAGAGCAGGAGCAAAUUCCAUUGGAGGCCGCUAUAGAUGCAACACAUGUCGUGACCGAGCCAGUGGACCCAGCUGGGUCAUCUGAUGAACUGUCACAGCCCGCUGUCAUCGAUGUCCAGCCUAACGUUAAACUCAUGGAUCCUGCUGAAGGGUCUUCCCGCGAAAUCUCAGAAACUUUUCCUGUUGAGACUCAACCCAAUGCCGAAGUCGCCUUGACAGCGGCUCAGAAGAGGAAGGCCAAGAAAAAUAACAAGAAGGUCAAGCAAAGUGAAAAUUUCAUUCAUGACGACGAGAAGCCCGCUGAGUCUAUCUCGCCGUCACCUGCGAUUGAGACCCCCGCCGAGAAUGUGGCCAAGAAAGCUUUCCUUGUCACCAAAGACGCACCGGUGGAUGCGCCUACUCAAGAACGCGAGAUGAAGCUGCCUACCGAGAUCGAACAAUCGCUUGAGCCCGAGCAACUUCCCGAGCCUGAGCAACUUUCUGAGGUUGUGCCGCCCCAGAAAGAAGCUUCUCUGGACCCUGUUCCAGAACCAAUGGUGGAGCUGACAAACAAAGAGACACUUAAUGAAGAACCCAUCGCACUAGAGGAGCAGCCUAAAGCCGAAAAAUCUCCUGCCGAGCCAGAGGUUCCUAUGACCGCUGCCGAGACGACGAAGUCUAAGAAGGCGAAAAAGGAGCAGCAGGAAGGGCCUAAAGAUAUCAUUGGCUCUACCGCUGAAGAUAUCAAACCCGCUGAGGCCGAGCCUGCUCCCGAUGCCGAAUUUGCUGAGUCAAGCAAGGGUACUGCGCGUGUCGCAGAAACUGAUGGUAUUGCUCCGGCGGAAUUCUCCGCGCCGGCGCCUUCCGAGCACACUCAGACUGAACAACAUGUUGCACAAGCUUCUACAGACAAGCCCGAGGCCGCCAUAGUCACCAAAGAUACUAUUUUGCUAACUGACACUGAGACUAUCAAGCCAACGGAAGACAUCGAGUCUCCCGCUGACGCUGAGCCCCUGAUAGAAGACGUUGCCCCGUUGUCUGAGAUUGGGGCCACAGAAGCUGCCACAGAAGCUGCUACAGAAGCUGCCACAGAUGUUCCACUUGCAUCCGGGGGACUCACUGCUGCUACCGAAAUGCUUCGAGAUGUUGACCAACAGGGCGUUGUCGUUGCAGUAGAGGGGCCGAAGAGCGAGCAUGUGAUUCCAGCGCCCAGCGAAGAAACUUUGGUUGACGCUGCACAGACCGAUGCGCCCAAAGCGGAAGAACAAUCACCAAAAUCUGAGUCCCCAAUGACUGCUGCCGAGAAGAAGAAGACCAAAAAAAACAAGAAGCAGCAGCAGCAAGAGUCUGUACAACUUGAUGAGCAGUCCACGCCUGAGACUGAGCCUACUUCUGUCGAGCAAAAGACUAUCAAACAAUCUAAUGACGGUUUGCCCGAGUGUGGAGCCACACCUACCAUAGAGCCCGCAACGGGUAUUGAUGAGCCUACAGAACCCGAGGCAUCCAGCGUUCUUGAAGCCGAGACUAAGUCUGAAGAGGGACAAGCCCAGGAUGUGCCAGUUGUCGACUCCGAACUUGCUUCAGAGGCACCCGAAGGCGAGGCUAUUCAUACCCCGGAGCUUGUUGAACAAGCCAUAGAUGUUCAAGUUGGGGACAAAGAAAUUACCCCAGAGCCGACAGUUGAAGGUACUGAUUCUACGGAAACCCCCCAGGAAGAACAAAAUCUUGAUACAGUCGUCAGCGAGGAGCCUGCUUUCGACAAGCCCUUAGAUAAAAAGCCCACAGACUCCACACCAGAGCCAGUUGUGGAGGUGACUCAACCAAAGGAGUACGCAGGAAGUCCAGUAUUGGAGCAAGAUUAUGAUAAACAGGCGACAAAUUCUUCAGAGACGAAGAAGAGGAAUAAGAAGAAGCGCCAAUCAGUUGCCGCUGAAGAGGAGCAGUCUGCACCUGCUGAGGAUGAGGUUGAGCUUGCGCCCACCGAAGAACAAUCUAUAGCUGUGCCCACCGGGGGUGAAUACACUGAACCUACGCCAUCUGAAGAUGUUGAAAAUCAUUCACUCGAUAAAGAAGUUAAGAUUGUUGUUGCUGCGGAUGAGCCCUGUUUGGAAGAACCUACGCAGCCUGAGGCCGCUGUCGAUGCAGCUGCCAUCAAGACCACUGAAGAGGCAUCGAUGACUCCCGCUCAGAAAAGGAAGGACACGAAAGACAAGAAAAACCGCCAAUCAGUUGUUGCCGGGGAGGAACAGUUUAUGCCUGUUGAUGAGCCCAAGCCUGAUCUAACUGAGGACGAGGUUAAGCUCGCACCAGCCGAAGAGGAAGCUACACCUAUGCCAACUGGGGGUGAACCCACUGAAUCCCCACCAUCGCAGGAGAUUGAACCACGUUCUCUCGACAAAGCCGUGGAGGCUCCUGUUAUAACGGAGGAGGCGCCUAAGACCGAAGAGCCCAUACAACUGGAGGCCCCUACUAAUACGGAUGCUGCAGAGACCGGUGAAGAGGCAACAAUGACCCCUGCUCAGAAGAGGAAGGCCAAGGCUGAAGAGCCCUAUCUGGAAGAGGCCACGCAGCCUGAGGCCACUGUCGAUGCAGCCGGCACCGAAGCCGUUGAAGAGCCACCAAUGACUCCUGCUCAGAAGAGGAAGGCCAAGAAGGACAGGAAAAAGCGUCAAUCAGUUGCCGCUGAAGAGGAGCAGCCUACACCCGCCGAGGAGGAGGUUAAGCUUUCACCUGCUGAAGAGGAAUUUGCAUCUGUGCCUACUGAGGGUAAAUCCACCGAAUCCGUACCAUCGCAACAUCUAGAACACCCUUCUCUUAACCUAGACACGGAGAUUUCUACUGCGACAGAAGAAGCGGCCAAGGCUGAAGAGCCCUAUCUGGAAGAGGCCACGCAGCCUGAGGCCACUGUCGAUGCAGCCGGCACCGAAGCCGUUGAAGAGCCACCAAUGACUCCUGCUCAGAAGAGGAAGGCCAAGAAGGACAAGAAAAAGCGACAAUCAAUGGUUGCUGAAGAGGAACUGCCUACGUCUGUUGAGGAGCCCCAGCCUGACUCCCUCCAGGAAGAGCCCAUUGAGAUUGAGUCGAGCCACGAAACGGAACAGCCUACUUUGGACCAAUAUGCCCAGACUCCUAAUAAGAGAGAAGAAGAAGCGCGUAUGACCCAGGAGCCAUUUCUGAAAGAAGUCACACAGCAGGAUUCCCCUGCCGAUGCAGCUUCUACCGAGGCUGCCGAGGCUGCCGAGGAGGAGGCAAUGACUCCCGCCCAAAAACGGAAGGCCAAAAAAGACAAGAAAAAGCAACGCAAGUCCGUUGCUUUUGGCGACGAGCCCACUCCGACCGAAGAGCCCAAGCCAGAGCAGGAUUUAUCUGCGUCUGAAGAUAAGGUCGAAUCAUAUGACGCGCCGGCUGACUUGGUUGUGUCAGAAGAAUCAGCUGAGGAGCUGCCAGUGACUGAAGCAGUCGUCGAGCCUGCUGCUAAAGGAGAAGCCUCGGAGAAGACAGAAGCACCCACCUUCUUUGAAAAAAACAAGGAGAUCGCCGAGCCUGGGCCAGUCUCAACAGUUGCGUCCGAUACCCCCAUUUCUGCUGAGGUCGAAGAGCCAAAAUCGGCAAUUGAGUUACCAGAGCAGCCGGAACAUGCCGAUCAGACUCCCUCAGAACCUCAGUCGCCGAGUGCACAGGUGCCCGAAGUUCCCUUGACUGCGGCGCAGAAGAAGAAGGCGAAGAAGAACAAGAAGAAGGUCAAGUCUGUGGACUUGGCCGAAAAGGCCUCUAGUGCCACAGACGUAGUGCAGGAAUCUGAGCCCAAUGUCCAAACUUCCACCGGUUAUCCCGCCGCUGUACCAGAGUUGCAAGAAACUCCGGUUUCUGAGCCAGCACAGCCGGCAGAAGGUGUCGAGCAAGAAAAUGCCAACGAGCCCGAGGCUUACAAGGCAAAUGAACACGAGACAACAGAAAUCGUACCUCGCGAUGUGACAAAAGAGGAAACUCCUGAUGUCAAGGAGACUAAAAUUGAACCUCGGGCUACUGAGGCGAUUGUCGAUGGUGAGCCAGCCCCCUUCCAGGAAACAGAGCCCACUGCCCCUUCUCCCGCCGAAACGGCCGAAGAAGGUGGCAUGUCGGCCAAGGAGCGACGCAAAGCUGCCAAGAAAGCGAAGAAACGCCAGUCCAAGAAUAUCGACGCCGACAACAACGCCGCGAGCUCCGAUUCGCUUUCAGCCCCGACAGCGGAGCCUGCUGCAUCAACUGAAGCGACCUACGUUGCUGAAAAGGUCAUCACUUCUACGGACGAAGACGCCUCUGGACUUUCAGUCGUAUCGGCGUCCUCGCCCGCGGAACAUGACGGUAAAGAACAUCAGUCCCACGACAUAGAAACUAACGACGCCACAGCGCAAAAUACGGCCUCGACCGAUACAUUUAUGCCUUCGCAGGUAAAGCAGACGCCGAAAGAGAGUCCUUUUUUAGAUUAUCCUCCCCAACCCGUGCUUGAGCGUUCAGAUGAUUCCGGCUGGUUGGUGGAGGUAAAUGCUCCGCAGGAGGGCGAUGUUGCUCCUACUGCACAGGAGCGAGAGGGGAAGUUGGUUGAGGCAGCACCCCUUGAGGGAAUCAAGAUAGCUGAUAAUGAUAAAAAUGUUGAGGAAAAAUCAUCUAUGCCGGAAAUAGGUGAUCUAUCCACGGAGAAGGAUGUUGAACAGAUUGUGGUUGAAGAGAUGCCUGUGGAUGUGCCGAUUGAUUUUGUUCCUGAGGCACAGACACAAGAAUAUCUUGCGGAGGAGGAGGCUUCUGAGACAGCUGUCUCGAAGAAGCAGAGGAGGAAAACCAAAAAGAAAACCGAAAAACAAGACGACGAAGCUGCAGCAUUUGAGCCUGAGACCCCCAUUGCAGAGGACAAGGAGCAGCUUGAAGCUGCGCUUUUGGUUGAGGCCGAGCCCCAGCUAGAGGUAAAGCAAAUAACUGAGCCGGAGCCCACUAUUGAGGCCGAACCAGUGCCAGUUUCAGAGGAGCAAUCGGCAGAUCACCUACAGGAAAUCGCAGCGACUGGGGCUGUCCAAGCAACUGAGAAGAUUGAUGACACCAAAGAGGUCAAGAUCCCAGAAGCCGAGGCCAUUCCUACUUCUACAGAAGAGACCACGCAGCCAGAGGGCCCUGCUAAUGCAGCCGCCGCUGAGGUCGCCGAGGAUCUUGUGAUGCCUUCCGAAAAAUCCGAACAGGACCUUUCAAACCAGGAAAUCAAUAGCGGGGAGCGUUCUAUUGAAUCCCUGUCCAUUGAAUCUAUAACCCAGGAAGGAGACAAGCCGGCCAAGGAAGCAGCCAAAUCUCCGGUCGAGGUUCCAGAUGACGAGCAACCUAGCGAACAAGCGCUGCCUGAAGCUGCCCUUGAGCCCGAAGAGGAAUCUGGCAGUGUUCCCAAGAAAAUGAGCACGAAAAAGAAAAAGGCUGCCGCCGCUGCCGCCCUUCUUGAGGAACAAAAACUCGUCGAGUCACAACCUGAGCCCGAGGAGCCCUCAGCUAUCACUGCUCAAGCAUUAGAGGAGGUGAUAGAGAAACCACAUAUCGUUCUAGAGCCACAGCCUCUAGAGACCGAUAGUAUGCCCCAGCCUGAGGCAAAAAGAAGCCUAGAGAAACCAUCAGGAUUGACAACUUCCAAGCUGAAAGAAGACAUCCUGGAGCAGCUUAUUGGGGCUUCUCUGUCUACGGAGCCUCUCGAAUUCGAGGACAAACUGGAGGUGUCCACAAAAGAGUUAGCCGAGGAUCCACCUGCGGCCGGCACCGAUACUAAGAAAGGGUCAAAGAAAGACAAGAAAAAGGCCAAGAAGCAAGUAAAGCAGGAAUUUAUUGGGCCGGCUUCUCCUCCCACCGAUGAGCAUGUCCCUAUCACCGAGCCUGUGACUGCAGAGGCUCCCACAUCUGAGGCGACUUUUGAGGAGACUGCAACGGAGGUUGUUCCUACUACCGAGCCUGCAACUACAGAUCCCGCUGUUGAACUGGAGACGACUCUUCAAGAAGCACCGACUAACACUAUUCCUUGGCCUGAGUCUAAUGGCCGGGAAGAAACCCAUGAGGCUCCCAAGCUCGAGGUCGAAAGCAUCGAAACGCCAGCUCGUGAGGGAUUUAGCACCGUUUCAGAAGACAGGCGGCCUUCAGAAAGCGAGAAAAAUGAAAUUGUCGUCCCUCUGGAUACCCUCGAUACGCUCUCGCCUGUGGAACGCAGUGACUCAAAUACCAAAAAUGAGACCCUUGACCUCGAGAGUCUUGCAGAGAAGAAGGACCAGGAAGACGAAUCUAAUGCCGGGGCCAAUCCACAGGAUCUUGAGAAAGCCCCUGACUUUGAAGACGUUGAGCACCUUGUUGAAGACCGACCUGGAGAGCCCGAAGUGAAGCUGGCUCUGUCCGAGAAGGAAAAGCGUAAGGCCCAGAAAACUGCUGGCAUCACUGAAGAAGUUCCGACUCGACAACAAGAAGAGCUUCAGGCUGGUGUUGCUGAGUUGCCCACCGAAUCUGAGAUCCAUCUGACAGAGCCUGCCGUGGAGCAGGAGAUUAUCAAGGAAACUGAAUGUUCUGCAGGGCCUCAACCAGCAUUGGAGAGAGAUCUUCCAAUCGAGACUCCCCAUCCGAUUGAGAAUCAGCCUAUACUACACCCAGAAGUUCAGGUUGAGCCUACGCGACCUGUUAAAGAGACCGCCAGCGAGGAAGCUCCGCUUUCACACAGGGCCUUGACGAAGAAGGCCAAGAAGGCCCAAAUGGUCAACCAACACUUGGACACUGAGCCACCGGCUGAAACCACGAUCGAUGCAGAUCGGCAUGCUACCAUUGUGGCGUUCGAAGAGGAUCAAUCAAAGGCACAGGAUACAGAAGUGCCAGACGAGAAGUCAUCACAUGACGAAGAGGAUUGGCCGGCAAUUGACUGGCAGGCCAAGAUUGAAGAGUCACAGCGAUUAAGGGAAGCGGACCCCGAACCUGAGCUGCAUAUUCCACCUCCUGAGCCGGAGAUAAUUGGAGAAUUUAUUGAUUCUUCAUUCCCUGAAGCUUCGCAAGAUGCAAACGAAGCUCCGGAACAAGAUGCUUGGGCUUUGCCAGUGAGCAAAAAAGACAAGAAGAACAAGAGGCAGUCACAGCAAGCUGCUCCGGAAGUCGAGGAGGAGUCUCCACUGGAACCCUCAAACGAUAAAGAGACCGAGCCGCCUUCUGCAACAACUACGACCGGUGGAUCUAAGAUUGCCGGCUUGUUUCCCGGCCUCGAACGCGCUGGAUUUCGGCGAUCCGCUUUGGUCCAGAAAACACGUUCGCUAAAAGAUAGUGCUGAGGAUGAGACAACAGCGGACUUAGAAGCGAAUCGCGAAAUCGCGAUCCCUGUCUUGGAAGCACCCCUAGCGACCACUGAAACCAAAGAAACUACCGAUGACAUCACUUCGGGGCUGCCUAGCAGUCUCGAAAGUAAAAUUGAGUCUGCAAUCUCGGAGCUGAAAACUCACCCCGAACCACCUCCUGCUACGGUGAAGGAAUCGAUCAGAGAUUCAGACCGUCCGAAGUUAGUCAAAAAGUACUUGGAUGCACCCUCGUCAUCGUCAAGGGAGCCCUCCAAUGAGCGGACUUGUACUGAGGAACCUCCUUCUCCUGUGCGUUUUCCACCCCCAGCGGAAUCCGGAGAGCAACUGUGUGGACUAUCCCGAUCCCCAUCAAUUCAUGGAAGGCACCAGCGCACGCCCAAAGCUUGGAGUUUGGAAGAGCCAUCUCUACAAGCUAUUCGUGCCCCAUCCCCUCCCCGAUCGCUAUUUGGACCGACCGACGAUUAUGUGCGACCACGGACUCCGCUUGAUACAAUCGCGGAACAAGAACCACGGUAUGCGCACGGGGUGACCAUGGCUCGUCGCGGGACGCCCCGCCUGGAGAUGAAGCCCGAACAUUUCUUACCUCGACCUCAGACACCCGUCCGGAAACUUACAGACAAUGCUUUUGAUCGAGAAGCUUGGCCUGAAAACCAGAAAGAGAGUUUCAAACCAGAAUUUUUUAAAACGCCCGAGCAAGGGAUCCUGAAGUCCAGCACCAGCAGUGGAAAAUUGCGUCGUACAAAUCGGAGUUUUAGUGGUGAUCUGCGGGCGGCUAGUCGAGCGCUAGAUUCCCAGCCUUCGAAUCUUGAUCUCGAUCAGCUCCCGUCUUCCUCCUCUUACGACCCCGUCACCGACAAGGGCAAGCGUCCGCUGCGAAACAUGUCGGAUGUUUAUGAGGGAUGGGGUGAGACGCCCAACUCCCCGCGGUCGCCCAGCCGACCGGCUAGUGUCCGCCGCCGUCGCAGCAUGCAAUACCUGCAAGACAUCGAAACCCGCCUCGACCAGCUCAUCUCUGAGAACCGUCUGCUUAUCGCCGCCCGCGAUGAAGCCGAAGAUAAGCUUCGAAAUACCAGCGUCGCUCGUCGAAAGAGCGACCGUGCCCUUAACACCCGCGACGGCGAUCUGCGCGAUCGGGAAUCGGAGGUGGAACAAUUGAAGGGCUCUGUGGAAUGGCUGCAGAAGGAGAUCACUCGUCUAACCCAAGAGAACGAGGGGCUGGCCGCAUCCAAUUCUGCUCUUGCCGCCACCCACGCAGCCGAGGUCACCGAUUUACGCGAGUCGUCCACACGCGAACUUGCCAAAUUGCAAUCGCAACACACUCAACUCUCGUCCCAGAUAGAGGACCGAGUUCGACAAGAAAUUGAGUCGGUUCUUGCGCAAAAAGACGUUGAAUUGCGCCGUCUGCGCACCGAACUUGAGGGGGCUCGUGAUAAGGUCAAGGAGCUCCAACAACAAAUCGCAUCCUCGGUACAUGACAAUGCGCUUGUCUUCCGUGGUGAAGAAUACUUCGAGGCUGCCUGCCAGAAGCUCUGUGGCCACGUUCAAUCUUGGGUCGUGCGCUUCUCCAAGCACAAUGAUACGCGUCGCUGCCGCCCGCUCAGUGAGUUGCAGGACGAAAAGAUCGCUGAUCGUUUCGACAAUGCCCUCCUCGAUGGCUCCGAUCCCGAUGCCUAUCUAUCCGAUCGUGUCCGCCGCCGCGAUGUAUUCAUGUCGGUGGUUAUGACGAUGGUUUGGGAAUACAUCUUCACACGCUAUCUCUUCGGCAUGGACCGGGAGCAGCGUCAAAAGCUCAAAUCUCUUGAGAAACAGUUGGGCGAGAUUGGCCCGACCCGUGCUGUGCAUCGCUGGCGAGCCACCACUCUCACUCUGCUAUCCCGGCGACCAGCGUUUGCUGCGCAACGUGAGAGCGAUACGGAGGCUGUUACGCUGGAGAUCUUCCAAACCUUAUCGCAGGUCCUCCCUCCCCCGUCGCAUGUUGAAUCUCAGCUCCUGGAUAACCUCCGCAAAAUCAUGCGAGUAGCAGUCAGCCUAUCCUUGGAGAUGCGCACGCAGCUGGCUGAAUUUAUCAUGCUGCCGCCUUUGCAGCCCGAAUAUGAUACCAAUGGCGACCUUGCACGCCAAGUGUACUUCAACGCAGCCCUGAUGAAUGAGCGCAGUGGUCUGACAAACGACAAUAACGAGCUCGAAGCUCAACGUUCUAUUGUGCGCAUUGUGCUCUUCCCUCUCGUUGUCAAAAAGGGCAAUGACGUGGGCGAGGGCGAGGACGAGGAGGUCGUCUGCCCCGCCCAGGUCCUUAUUGCCCGCCCCAGUGAAGACAGGAAAGUCUCAAGGAUGAUAAGCGGCGAUCGAAUGUCCAUCGAAACUUCCAAGUCAGUCCACAGCGUUGUUCAAAGUAUUGCUAACAGUGUGACACCGUCAUCUAUAAUGGACAUGACCAAUGUGAUCUGA